This is a messenger RNA of Tachysurus fulvidraco (yellow catfish), 4653 nucleotides long. RefSeq names its product Rap guanine nucleotide exchange factor (GEF) 1a (gene rapgef1a). The transcript has 25 exons. The record is from RefSeq and is a predicted model, not a curated record. Lineage: Eukaryota; Metazoa; Chordata; Actinopteri; Siluriformes; Bagridae. The coding region runs from base 171 to 3512 and encodes 1113 amino acids. Gene Ontology annotation, biological process: Ras protein signal transduction; positive regulation of GTPase activity. Gene Ontology annotation, molecular function: guanyl-nucleotide exchange factor activity. Gene Ontology annotation, cellular component: plasma membrane.
GGUGCUGUUUACACUGCAGUCUCUGGUUACACAGUAGACAAAACCGGUCACUGAGACACACACACACAGAGAGAGAGAGUCUGACUGACUGACCAGUCUACCUUCUGCUAUGAUGCUGGAAUAACACAGACUCCCCUCUCUCUAACAUCUACCCCAUAUUAAUCUGGAAGAUGUCUGGGAAACUCGAGAGUAAACAAGACUCCCAGCGCUCCAACCUUCAAACCUUCACAAUGAGGCUAAUAGAUCGGUUUCACUCCCCCAAGCCAAAAAGAGUACAUUCUUCGAAGAAAGCAUCAAAGCCUUUGGUAGAGCGAACAGUCAAGACUCCAGAGAAGCAAGAAACUAAGAGUCUCAGCCGGGUGGAAGAGAAGGAGAAAGAAGUGGUCAGUGCCUUGCGUUACUUCAAGACGAUAAUCGAUAAGAUGGUGGUGGACCGAAAAGUUUUGGAAAUGCUUCCCGGCUCCGCCAGUAAAGUGUUGGAGGCUAUCGUGCCUUUAGUGCAAAUUGACCCCAAGAUUCUGAAAAGUUCCUCCGUGUCAUCGUGCCUCAGCCGAGUGUAUCAGAGUCUGGCGAACCUCAUCCGCUGGUCAGAUCAGGUGAUGCUGGAGGGAGUGAACCUGGAAGACAAGGACACUGUUGCAAAUGUUACCAGCAUCAUCAAAGCGGUGCUGGAUGGAGUGAAGGAACUGGUGAAGCUGGUCAUGGAGAAACAGCAGCUCCCUUCCCCAACAUCACCCACAGCCAAAAGUGUCCCCUCAGUCAUCAGCUCCGAGAGCGUUCCAGGACUUAAUGUCAUAGAGACGGAAGAUGAGAGCUCGACAAACUCCCCUGCACUGAGUCAUUCCACAGAGGCCCUGACUGACGCCCCCUCCACUGUAGAAGCAGCGCCUCCCAAACCCCCACUCCCUGGCCUCCAAGUGCCCAAGCAUUGUCCCCCAGCUCUUCCCCCUAAGAAGCGUCAGUCAGCUCCGUCUCCUACCCGAGUCGCCGUCGUGGCUCCUAUGAGCCGUGCCACGAGCGGGUCGAGUCUUCCGAUCGGCAUCUGCAGACAGGACUUUGAUGCAGAUGGUUUACAGCGACGUUUUUCUGGUGGCAGUCACUCGUACGGUGGCGAGUCCCCGCGCGGCUCGCCCUGCGGCAGCAUGGGUAAAUUGAGCAAGUCAGACGAGCAGCUGUCCUCUCUGGAGCAGGACAGCGGACAGUGCUCUCGCAACACUAGCUGUGAGACUCUAGAUACAGCAGAAAGCUACGACCCAGACUAUGACUUCCUCAGAGAGGACUUGUCCAGCGUGGAUCAGAUUUCUCUGCCUGCCGGAAGCUGUCUCAGUCCUCUUCCCGAGUCCCAUCGGGAGCCAUUGUCCUCCCUGUGUCCAGGCCAGAUUCCCUACGGAUCUCCCACUCUCUAUCAAAUUGUCAUUCCUACUCCACCGCUCGCCUUCAUCGCCCCUCCUGCUCUGCCGGAAAAGAAGCGGCGCAGCGGCAACCCUCAGACUCCCUUAGACGGCCUGGCAUGUCGGACGCACUUCGAGCGCCUUCACUCCAACUACGACAACGUCACAGAUGAGGAAAUGCCCGUUCCACCGUUCCCUCUGUUCACUCAUUUCAAUGCUAUGGUCGAUUAUGGGGGGGAAUUUGUCGUGUCCGAGAACUCGUCCGUGCCUCAAUCUCCUCCACCUCUACCUGAGAAGAAGAGCAGACACAUCCUGAAGUACAUGCAGUUUGUGGAGGAUUAUUCGGAACCGCAGCCAUCCGUCUUCUACCAGACGCCACAGAGCGAGAGCAUCUACGAGCAGCGCAACAGGCUCAUACAGGAAGUGUACGGCUUCAACGACUCUUUCAGCAGCAACGACUCCGUACACGAGCCCCUCCCUCCUCCAGCGCUCCCACCCAAACAGAGGCAGCUGGCCUCCUCUCAUUCUGCGUCUCCUUCCUCAUCCUCCUCUUCCUCCCUCUCCUGCCAACUGCAGCCGGCUGGAGGCCCGGGUUCUGCUGAGGUGGACGCUGCUCUCAGUCUGUCCGCCUCGAGCUCAUCUCUGGGCUGCCCGGCUUCUCCUCCUGCCGCCACGAGCCAGAAUGCUAGUGACGAGAGUGGGUACGUCAAUCUGUAUUCAUCCAACCAAGCCAACGGAGACCUGCCACUCUCAAACGGUGACCCCAACUGUGGCACAGAGGACUCGCUCCAGGACUCGGUCUUGGACGAUACCAAGGAGCCGACUGACUCGGACAGCUGGCAGCAGAAGUGUGCCGACUCGGACCUGAGCUCGGAGGAGCUGGAUGAGCUGUCCCUUGUGGAUCACAAUGAGAUCAUGGCCCGUAUCACACUAAAGCAGGAGAAUGACGAUGGACCGGAUGUUCGAGCAGGAUCAGGGGACGUUUUAUUAGUACAUGCAACAGAAACGGAUCGCAAAGAUCUGGUUUUAUAUUGCGAAGCCUUCCUGACGACGUACAGGACGUUUCUAUCCCCAGAGGACCUCAUUAAGAAGCUCUAUUAUAGAUAUACUAGAUUUUCUCACAGUUCAGACAGCGUUAAGAAGCGCGUCAGCAAGAACACCUUCUUCGUGCUGGUGCGUGUUGUGGACGAGCUUUGUUUGGUGGAGUUGACAGAAGACAUCCUGAAGAACCUCAUGGACCUGGUGGUCAGUCUGGUGUGUAGUGGGGAGCUCAGUCUGGCCCGUGUCCUCCGAAAGAACGUUCUGGAUAAAGUGGAGCAGAAGAAGCUGCUAAGCUACACUAAUUCGUUGAAGCCGCUGGCCGCCCGCAGCGUCGCUGCCAGGCCCGGGACUCUCCAUGACUUCCGCAGCCAUGAGAUCGCAGACCAGCUCACUCUCCUGGACGCAGAGCUCUUCUACAAAAUAGAGAUCCCCGAGGUUCUGUUGUGGGCAAAAGAACAGAACGAAGAGAAGAGUCCGAAUCUUACCCAGUUCACAGAACACUUCAAUAACAUGUCUUAUUGGGUUCGUUCUCUAAUAAUCACACAAGAAAAAGCCCAAGACCGAGAAAAACUCCUCCUCAAGUUUAUCAAAAUCAUGAAGCACUUACGAAAGCUCAAUAACUUUAACUCCUACUUGGCAAUACUGUCCGCUCUGGAUUCGGCACCUAUCCGGAGACUGGAGUGGCAGAAACAAACCUCAGAGGGUCUAGAGGAAUACUGCACUUUAAUCGAUAGCUCCUCGUCGUUCCGGGCGUACAGAGCAGCCUUGGCAGAUGUGGAGCCUCCCUGUAUACCGUAUCUAGGUCUGAUCCUUCAGGACUUAACCUUUGUGCACCUCGGGAAUCCUGACUUCUUCGGAGGGAAGGUGAACUUUUCGAAACGCUGGCAGCAGUUCAACAUCCUCGACACCAUGCGGCGCUUCCAGCAAGUACAUUAUGAUCUCAAACACAAUGACGACAUCGUGUCCUUCUUCAAUGACUUCAGUGACCAUCUCGCUGAGGAGGCGCUGUGGGAGCUCUCUCUAAAGAUCAAGCCACGGAACAUCACACGCCGCAAAACAGAGCGGGAGGAAAAGACGUAGGACUUCAGGGCGUAGCACUGCAACAGAACUCUGUUCAAGUGGACUCGUGAAGUGAAGUUAAAUUAAGCAAUUAAGAAGUGACCGUGCCGGCAGCUACGAAACUGUUGGGAACUGUAUAACGUUUCCGUAGGUUUACAGGAGGUUUGGGAUCGCACGGCGUCUUGACCUGUGAAUAUUUUUAAGGGAGCGUGCAGGACACAGAGGUGUGAGGGUCAGCGAUGCCUCGUUAUCUGGACAUGUCACUCUACACACCUCCAGACUGUGAUGUAAUUCCUGAGGAGAAGAAUGACUUUUUUUUUUAACAGUGCACAUAACAAGUGUUUACGACAGACUUUAGAAAGAUCGUCACGUCUAUGUUUUAACAGCUUGCAGCUAUUCGGUACUAGGUAUCCUUGGUAUUAAUAGACAGUUAAUAUAAAAGGCAUGAUUGAAAUUUCCACAGACUUUAGCACCUUCAGCUCAUGUUGCAUCGAGACGACGUGACCUCCUGAACAGGUUUACAUAGAGCUCUGUUAACAGACUGUUAACACCGUCCUCGUGUUCCUGGUUAGGACCAACUGCUCCUCGGUCGUGGAUCGUUAUCGUACUCUCUGGAAACAAAAGGCUUUACACCACUUAACAUCAAGUCUUCCAGUUGUAUUUAUUUAAAAAAAAAAAAAAAAAGUCUACUUUUCAAAGAAAUCUAUCAUGUCUUGUGAAUUGUAGAGUUGUGUACAUUGGUAAGUGCAGAUCCCUAUAUUUCAUGUUUGUGAAUAAUGCUUAUAGAAAGUCAUCCGGAUUCAGCUGUUGGGGCGUCGGAGGAGUAACUGAUCUCUCUGUACUAUGGAUCCAGUCUCUCUAUUACAGUGUGCGCUCAGAACCUGAUACCAAGUGCCUACAGCUGUUCAAAUGGUGCAGUGAUUUGUCAUUUAUUUUUGUAUAAUGUUCCUUUUUUUACGUUAAACAUUUCACACGGACACCGACAGGAAGCCUACACUCUCUCUCUCACCCACUCGAUGGUAUGAAAAGUGUUCAUUUGAAACUGUUUGUGGGGAAAAAACCCACCUGUAUAAAGAGCAUAUGAAGGCAUUGUGUGAGGGUGAUGUGAGCUUUGUGAAUACUGGAAGGAGUCAUUUAUUAAAAUGAUUGAUGUGGAAUUAAA